AUGGAGAACCACUCAGAAAAGUCUGAGCAAGCUCUAAGGGCUACUUUAGGUUCUGACACGGCUCCCAUCGUCUCUUCUAAGAAUCUUCGGAAGGCAGACGAAACUUCCAGGAAUGGUUACGUUCGUGUCUUCAAAUACAAUGACACAAUCGGAUGGGUCACAACUGCCAUAGCAGUUGUCUGUAUGAUUGUUGCUGGAGUUCUACUACCCCUCAUGAACUUCAUCUUCGGCAAAUUCGUUACCAUCUUCAACGACUUCAUCACGGGUCGGAAGACUCCCUCAGAGUUUCGAUCAUCCAUCAACCAAUACACACUCUACUUCGUCUAUCUUUUCGUCGCAAAGUUUGUUCUCGCUUACGUAUGGACGACCAUCAUUUCGAUUAAUGCGAUCCGUAUAACGCGUGCACUCCGUCUCGACUUCCUCAAGCAGACACUGCGACAGGAGAUUGGUUACUUUGAUUCAUCAGAGCUAGGAUCCAUCUCUGGAAGUAUCAACAACGGCGGCAAUCUUGUCAACCAGGGCAUAUCUGAGAAAUUCGGCCUAACGGUGCAGGCUACAACCACCUUCUUUGCUGCGUUUAUUGUCGCAUUUGCUGUCCAGUGGAAGCUAACACUCAUUACUUUGUGUAUUGUACCUGCCAUUCUGAUAGUCAUCACUAUAUGUGUCACCAUCGAUAGCAGGAUCGAGAACAAGCUUAUGGCCACAUGGAGCUCAGCCGAUAAGUUGGCUGAGGAGGUGUUUGCCAGCAUUCGUAACGUGCACGCAUUCUGGGCGUAUCCGAAGCUGUCUCGCAAAUACGAAAGCAUUGUAGAUGACGCAAAAAGGCUUGGAAAAAAGAAGCUUCCGAUCUACGCUGUCAUGUUCUGCAUCCAAUUCUUCUGCAUUUAUGCAGGCUACGGAUUGGCGUUUUGGCAAGGGAUUCAUAUGUAUUACCGUGGAGAAAUCACUGCACCAGGCGAUAUUGUCACGGUCAUUCUUGCGGUGCUUCUUGCUGCUCAAGGCCUAACACAGAUCGCUCCUCAAAUUAUGGUGGUAGCGAAAGCUAGAGCGGCAGCGGGUGAUCUUUUCAAAACGAUAGACCGAGAAUCUCAAAUCGACUCACUGUCAACACAAGGUCUCAAACCAUCUGAAUGCCGGGGAGACAUCGUCUUUGAUAACGUCGAUUUUGCCUAUCCGUCUCGGCCGAAUGUCCAAGUUCUGAAAGGGCUAGGCCUCAUCAUACCUGCCAACAAAACAACCGCCAUCGUCGGAGCAAGUGGCUCGGGGAAAAGCACUAUUAUCGGUCUAUUAGAGAGGUGGUUCUCUCCUCUUAGUGGCAGCAUUACCGUUGAUGGACAAAGGAUUGAAGAUCUCAACAUUCGAUGGUUAAGAACAAACAUUCGGCUUGUACAGCAGGAACCAGUUCUUUUUAAUGGCACGAUCUUCCAGAAUGUUGCCUAUGGUUUAUCUGGCACGCAAGAGGCAGACUUCUCGGACGAGAACAAGUUCAAGCUCGUGAAAGAGGCUUGUGAAGCAGCCUACGCCCAUGACUUUAUCGAGAAUCUUCCCAAGGGCUACCACACACAAAUUGGCGAGCGUGGGGCUAUGCUCUCUGGAGGGCAGAAACAACGCUUAGCCAUUGCAAGAAGCGUCAUAUCGAAUCCUCGAAUUCUUUUAUUAGACGAGGCUACCAGUGCCUUGGACGCGAAUGCUGAGCAUAUUGUUCAAAAAGCAUUGAGCAACGUUGCAGUAGGCCGGACCAUGGUGGUCAUUGCUCAUAGGUUGUCAACUAUCCGUGAUGCUGACAACAUCGUUGUGAUGUCAAAGGGUACAAUAGUUGAGCAAGGUACUCACAAAAAGCUCAUUGAGCUUGGCGGAGGCUACUCCCGACUUGUUCUUGCUCAAGAUAUUGGUAAAGAAAACCGAAGCAAUAACCAACAAGAACAAUAUACUUCUAACGAUCACACUGAGAAGGCGAAUGUCGACAAAGCCAAAUCUAGAUCCGGCGGCGAAGAUGGCGCUCCAGAGAUGGCGAGGCACAAGGUCUCCAAUUACAAUCUACUCAAGUGUCUAUCCAUUAUAAUAAGAGAACAGAAGAGCCUGCGGUUUCCAUUUGCAGUCAUCGCCGUGGCAGCAACAAUAGGGGGUGGCACUUAUCCAGCACUUGCAGUUCUAUUUUCGAGAAUUCUCGAUGCCUUUGCUCUCACAGGGGAUGCCAUGCUUCACCGUGGGGACUUCUAUGCUCUGAUGUUCUUUGUCAUGGCACUUGGCAACCUAGUCGCCUACCUGAUCCUUGGUUGGAUGUCGGCCACGAUAUCCCAAGGCAUCAUGAACUACUAUCGGCUCGAUAUCUUCAACAAUAUCCUACGUCAGAAGAUGGAGUUUUUUGACGACCCUGACAACACAACUGGUGCGCUCGCCUCCCGACUUUCCACCGAGCCAACGGCACUUCAGGAUCUACUAUCUUCCAACAUCGCACUGAUCCUUACAAUCAUGGUUAAUCUCGUGUCAAGCUGUGUAUUAGCCAUUGCAUAUGGUUGGAAACUUGGUGUUGUGUUGACCUUUGGUGCUUUGCCUCCUCUUGUCGCAUCCGGAUACGUCCGCAUCCGGCUCGAGUUCAAGCUCGAUGAUGACACAGCAUCACGAUUUGCCAAUAGUGCGGGGAUUGCUUCUGAAGCUGUCCUGGCUAUCCGCAGUGUUGCCUCUCUGGCUCUUGAGCACGAGAUUCUUGCUAGCUAUGAGGACAGUCUCCGAUCGAUUGCCAAGACCUCUGUCAGGAGCCUUGAAUCGAAGAUCUCUCUGAUGGAGCUUUAG
This is a messenger RNA of Phaeoacremonium minimum UCRPA7, 2793 nucleotides long. RefSeq names its product putative multidrug resistance protein 1 protein. Bases 1 to 2793 code for a protein of 930 amino acids. Gene Ontology annotation, cellular component: membrane. Gene Ontology annotation, molecular function: ABC-type transporter activity; ATP hydrolysis activity; ATP binding. The record is from RefSeq and is a predicted model, not a curated record. The transcript is spliced from 9 exons. Gene Ontology annotation, biological process: transmembrane transport. Lineage: Eukaryota; Fungi; Ascomycota; Sordariomycetes; Togniniales; Togniniaceae.